AUGGAGUCGAUCAAGUGCGGAAGUCCUCCCGAAGUGAGCGUUCACCUUUGCCCCGCAGGCUGCCCCCAGACCUCCCUCGCUCGAGGUUCUCUGCACGGGACGACCGUGCGCAGAGAGGCACCAGGGGAUGUUUGGGGAAGGAAUCUAGAGGGCAUCGGAGAAGGGACCGGAGUAGGCACGGGAGAUCUCGCUCGAGAGCUCCAGGAGAUUUCGUUGAAAGACGUGAACAAAGGGUUUCCCCCUCUCCCCCCAGACCUUUCAAAGCAAGACAAAAGGAGGGAGUCCAACAAGACAUCCAGAAAGACGGGCAACAACACCUUCGAGGGGACACCCUUGGACAGCAAGCUUACAGUGCGGAGGAUCUUGCGAAACCGCCGCAAGAAGAAGAAAAAAGGUUCCAAGAAGAAACGGAAGAGCAAGAGAAGCAACAGCAGCAGUCACAGCAGCAGAAGCAACUUGGACAGCUCGGGCUCCAGCAGCAGCGGGGGCACCCUGGACUCCGAGGAUUCAGGCCACCCCUUCCGAGAGGGACAUCGGGUGAAGAGGCUAGCAAAGACCAUACCAGGCAUUUUGACCAGGCACGCUUUAGACGAGAUGGGGCGCCUUCUGGUUCAGCAUGUUGGAGAGGAGAGCGAGAGCGCAGUGCGUCCGAUUCUUCUUCGCUAUCUUCGUCUGCAUGUGAUGCUGAAGAACCCCGCUCCGUCCCAGAAGAGAGAGCUUCUGACUUUGGGGUAUGCCCUCGAUCGACUAGUCCAGCGAGACCUUUUGGGAGCGAUGGAUUUGAUGGUACAGAGACUGAAGGCUAUCGAAAUGGUAUUAGCAGGAUCGACGUGGGCAGUUGCGCAAAACUUGGAGCUGGUACCUCUGGAGCAAGAGAUGAUAACAAGUCUAGCGGAGGCCAAGGGAGCCGCGAAGGAGUUUCGGCACGAUACAAAGGUGCAGCGAGAGAUGGGGAAAGGAGCAGGAAAGAGGGGAUGGCAGGAGGAAGGAAAAGGAAAGAAGGGGGAUGGCAAGAAGGGGGACGGAAAGAAUCAGAAAGGCAAGUCGGGCGAAGCCCCGGCAUUCGCUUCCAGGCCGCUGGGAGUAAUUGAUGCAAGUGAGGGUCCUUAUUUGGAUGAUUGGUAUCUGGAUGUUUUGGGCUUGUUGCUGGGCAGUGAAAUAUUUGGUUUUGGUGAUUGUGUGAAAAGGUUCUGCAACUGGGGAGAAGCGACUAUGGCAGAGGGAAAGAGUGAGAGAGCCAGCGUUUUCCCUUUGCCCCUGCCCAGCGUUCAAAAGUUGAGAGACUCGGUGAAAAAGAGAGACGCACGAAGUGUUUGGUUUUUCCUGGUGAUUGUUGGCCUGAACUACCUGAACGGUGGGAUGCAUUGCCCUAUGCAGAGCUUCACCGCCACGCCAUUGCAGAGCGAGAUUUUGGACUACCUCUCGGCACGAGUUGAUUGUUUCCUUGAUCAUCCUUUUGUUUUGGAGAAGUUUGACUGGAGCGUGUUCUUGCAGAGUCGCAGCUUGAGCUAUGCCAAUGAAGAAGUCCGCACUGCAAAAUGGACCACAUGGGCUAAUGUGAAACCAGCACUGCCUCAAGGGUCUAUCGCGUCCAUUGCCGCAGUAGACUUAGCUGAGGAUGGGGUUCUGGAUCUAUUGCUCUCACCUUCGAAAUAUUUGGUUCCAAAUUGGGGAGAUAGUCCCGUGAAGUCUUCGAGGGUUAUGGUAUUGGAUCAAGAUUGGGACACUUUGGCCAGAGGACUGGUUAACUACAAUCUCUGCGCGAUACUACCCGAGUCAGCGCUUUGCCAUCCUGGCGGAGAACCUCUGCUCAACGGGAUGUUUGGAGUCGAAAAGGGAGAAGUUUGUGAAGGUAUCGCCAUUCACAGGCUGAUCAUGAACCUCAUCCCGCUGAACUCUAUCAGUGUGCCGGUUUCAGGUGAUGUCGGGACACUUCCCCUCCUUCACCAGAUGAGUUCACUACAGCUUCAUCCUUCAGAAGAGUUGGUGAUUUCAUCAGAGGAUAUCAGAUGUUUCUUCUACCUCUUCCGACUUCCAUGCGCAUGGUACCCUUUCCUCGGUUUCGGCAAACCGGUGCCCCCGGAUCUUGUUCCCCCAGGCACAAAUGAAAAGUGUUACCUGGCCGCGAAAGUCGUUCCGAUGGGGUACUUGAAUUCCGUUGGGAUAGCCCAGCAUUUGCACAGAAACUUUCUGAAGAAGGCUCAGGGGCCCAUAAAACAGCUGGGUCCUUUCAAUGAAGUUCGAAAGGAUCGCACCUUCCCGUUGAGCAACCCGGUUUGGCGUGUGUAUUUGGACAACUUGGAUGUGCUUCAAAAGACCUCGCCUGACAUGGCCAUGUUGCUUGAGGGCAAGCCCUCUUCGGAGGUAUCUCCUUUGAUCGCUGCUUACGAGGCCAGCGGGAUCCCGUUGAACCCCAAAAAAUCGGCCCAACAAGAGAGAGAGGCGGAGGUGCAAGGUGCUGAUGUACAAGGCUCUGCCGGUUGGUGCCGCCCCAAAAAGGACAAGCUUCAGAAGUACGUGAGUGCCACGCUCUCCUUACUUAGGAGGGCCCGGUGCUCACAGAAGGAGCUUCAGAUUGUGGGAGGCGGUUUGGUGUAUUUCGCCAUGUUUAGGCGUCCACUCAUGUCGUGCUUGAACUUCACUUGGUCGUUCAUUCAGUCCUUCGAAGAACCUGGAGCGCGAGUUCGUCCGAUUCCUGGAGCUGUCAUGUCGGAGUUGAGCAUGUUCAUCUGCUUGCUACCGUUGGCCCACAUAGAUUUUCGGUUGAACACUUCGGAUGUGGUCACCGCGAGUGAUGCUUCGCUUACGGGCGGUGGUGUUUGCGCUUCUAAGUCUGAGACUGCUUUGGGCCGCCAGGUGGGACAAGGCUAUUUCCGAGGAGAAACGAUUCUUGAGCGCCCUGAUGGAGGAAUCGUUUUCAUUGGAGUGCGUGAUGGUAUCUCGUCGGUCAGGGUCGCCUUGGAAGCUCUUCAGGCCAACGUAUGCCUGCACAUAUCCAUUGAAGCAGAAGCUACAGCACGCAGGAUCGUGGAAACAAAUUUUUCCGAUGUUGUUUUCAUUGAUCAUCUUCAGGAUGCCACUCCAGAGAUGCUUCUAAAGUGGGCAGGUUUGGCUUCAAUGGCCAAGUUGGUGAUCGUGGGUGUUGGGUCACAGGAGUGCGGGGCAGAUGAGAAGGGUACAAGCUCAAAAGGAGCCCAAAGUCGAUCACAAAAUGCCCUCAAUCUCGAAAUGAAGUCUUGGCUUGAGCUUGUGAAGCGUGUUUUCAGUUGGUGUCCAGUUCAUUGCCUUCGAGAGAACCUCGCGAGUAUGAACCUCCAAGACAAAGAAGCUUGCACUCGUGCGGCAGACGUCAUCCCCUUUCGGAUUUGUUCGUCGGUCAUCUCUCCGUGCCGUCGAGAUCGCUUGUACUGGUUUGAUUGGACAUUGGAGCAUGAAGAAGGCGUUGAGCUUUAUCCCCCGACAUCAGGGAAAGCAGAUCAGCAUGGCUUUGUUGCUUUCAAUGGAAAGUUUCCGUUUGUGGGAUGUCUGGAGCCUGGCUGGGCCCUUCAUCCUGCAAGCGAGUGCCUUAGCACUUUUACAGCGGCACUCCCGAGCAAAGCACCCCGUGAGAAACCAGCGGGGAUUGCUAGGUGCGAUAACGCCACCCUUGAGAGAUGGAAGGCUGAUCGUUACCGUUUUCCGCCAUACCAAUACUUGCCGGAAAAAUUGAUUUGGCAUCCUGCCAAAGGUAGCCGCCUCCCUUCCGCAGACGAGCGUGAAAGAUGUCUCGGUUUCCCCUGCGGAUACACGUUGAACGUCUUGGCCAAAACCGAGGCGAAAAGCAAUCCCACCUUGGUGGAUGAUUUGCGCAUGACGGCUUUGGGCAACGCUUGGUCCGUUGUAGUUGUGGCCUUUUUGUUGUUGCAACUCUUACGGCCUCACAAGCUCUGCCUUGUCCAAUCCUUGCAUCAGCUCGUUCUGACCCUCUUUGGCGAUCGGCCAAUGUUUUCAAACAGCUUGCUGGCGUGGCACCAACUCGGAAUGAGCAGAAAUGAAGAAGGAAGCAAUGAAAGGAGCCGGCUGGUUCCGAAACUAAUCACUUUGCUCUCUGGGAAAGGGAAUGACAUCCUGAUACAGAUGGGACUCCGAAUCCCUGACGAUGCGGAUGGAGUCGAUGAAAUUUUCGCUGAAUUCAUUGAACAUUUGUGGGAGGAGGGUGAAAGUCUUUCGGUAGCGACGGACGGGCUGUCGGGCUUGCAGGACCUUCGGCCAAAGUUCCGCGGAAGUUUGUCACUCUCGUGGCGCUUAGUCAAGACUUGGCAGAAGAAAGAAGUAGCAUUUUACUGCCUCCUCCGAACAGGUGAGCUUUUGCAGCUCCAAGCCAGUCACAUCGACGCGCUCUUGCAAGCAAAAGCGCUUGUAAAGGGAGGAGUUGCUACGUGCCCUGCGGAUCCCAGUGCUGACACAGAGCCUCCUGAGAUCAUCCUAGGCGAUGUUGACGUCGGAGCUCGGCUAGCCCCUGGAGAAUGCACAGCCGUUCGGACUUAUCCUGUACUCGAGGUACGCGACAACUGUCCAGGCGAUGUCACAUGGUCCUGCGUGCCACCAUCUGGCUCUUCGUUCCCUAUCGGUGACACCACAGUUACCUGCACGGCGACCGAUGUUGCUGGUAACACUGGAUCAGCAUCCCUUCGUGUUAGGGUGCAGGACCUGAAUCCGGUGCCUCCAGUCUUCGAUGUGGUGCCGAAUGACGUGUCCGUGAGCACAGACCAAGGACAGUGCGGAGCCGUUGUGAAUUUCACUGUGCCCACCGCAACAGACGACUGUCCAGGAGUGCAGGUAUCCUGUUCGCCAGAAUCGGGCUCAACGUUUUCGGUCGGUACCACCACGGUGACGUGCACCGCCACCGAUGCUGGUGGGAGCACUGCCUCGACAAGCUUUGUCGUCAAUGUCGAUGAGACGGAGCCUCCAGUCUUCGAUCCGGUGCCGGAUGAUGUGACUGUGACAGCAGACCAGGGACAGUGCGGAGCCAUUGUGGAUUAUGUGGCCAAUGCAGCCGACAAUUGUCCAGGAGUUCAAGUAGUUUGUUCGCAAGAAUCCGGCACAACGUUCUCGGUCGGUACCACCACAGUGACAUGCAACGCCACGGAUGCUUCUGGCAACAAGGCCUCGUCGGAAUCUUUCGUCGUUCCUUGGCCGUUCUCGACAAUCAUUUCCAAUGUACCAGUGGCUGUAGCAGUGUAG
Messenger RNA from Symbiodinium sp. CCMP2592, 5223 nucleotides. NCBI's taxonomy places the organism in Eukaryota, Dinophyceae, Suessiales, Symbiodiniaceae. The record is from the annotation of a GenBank genome assembly.